Boeremia exigua is the source of this 2465-nucleotide messenger RNA. Its product is annotated as permease family-domain-containing protein. The transcript is spliced from 8 exons. Bases 470 to 2245 code for a protein of 591 amino acids. The record is from RefSeq and is a predicted model, not a curated record. Gene Ontology annotation, molecular function: purine nucleobase transmembrane transporter activity. NCBI's taxonomy places the organism in Eukaryota, Fungi, Ascomycota, Dothideomycetes, Pleosporales, Didymellaceae. Gene Ontology annotation, biological process: transmembrane transport. Gene Ontology annotation, cellular component: plasma membrane.
AAGAGCACAGCGCUAGCUCACCAAUCCCAGUUCGACCUCCAGCAUCUCCACUGCGACACAACGCUAGUCCAACAAAGCAUCCCUUGUAGAAUGUCCGAAUGCGCGCCUCGCGCUGCGGCCGUGCUGUCAUUUGCAGAUGACGGUCUCUUAGCGCUUGCUGCUGCUACCUGGUAUCUGUUGCGUACGUGCCUGCACUCUUGCCCCACCUGCAACAUUCAUUUGAAAGAUAGAAGGCGUUUUGGCCUUGAACCACCCCAGGAGCUGCUCCCGUGUGAGGGUCUAUUCCCGUCCUUUGACCCACAUUGUCGCCUGGGUACAACUGUCGUUGAAUCCUCCUAUGAUUCAACCUCCCUCCAGCCGUUAGCAACGCACGGUCGCGGUCAAGCAUAAGUCACGGUCUUGCUACGGAACCUUAAUUUACUUCUUUCCGGCCUCUUACUCUUCGUUCUCCAAAGGCAUCGUUCACACAAUGGAGGCACUUCGUAUGUACCGUGAUGGGGUCAACAGCUUCCUCGGGACUUCAACAUUUGGUCGAGUCUUUCGACUUGAAGGUUGCGGACAUGAGAAAGAGAUUAUCAACUCGAGGUUCACCACGGAGAUCCGAGCUGGUCUGACAACUUUCUUCACUAUGGCUUACGUCAUAUCCGUCAAUGCCUCCAUUCUGUCCGAUACAGGCGGCAAUUGCGUCUGCAAUGAUGCGGUCGACCCUCUAUGUAUGAACAACGUAGAAUACGCGGUCUGCGUUCAAGAUCUCAGGCGGUCACUCGUUACUGCAACGGCAGCUAUUUCAGGUUUCAGCUCAAUCUUGUUCGGUUUUCUCACCAAUAUGCCAGUUGCCCUUGCACCUGGCAUGGGCCUGAAUGCGUACUUCGCCUAUCAGGUCGUCGGUUUCCAUGGCAGAGGGAUCAUAUCGUACAAUCUUGCGCUAACGGCUGUCUUCAUUGAGGGCUUCAUCUUCAUCGGACUUUCGUUGGUCGGAAUGCGACAAUGGCUCGUCAAAGUCAUUCCGAACUCACUCAAAAUCGCCACAGCCUGUGGUAUCGGACUUUUCCUAGCAUUGAUCGGUCUGAGCAAUAGUACCGGUAUUGGUGCGAUCAGCGGAGCCAGGGAUACACCGCUGCAACUCGCAGGCUGUGCUGAUGAGUACAAAGACGACUUAGGUAUAUGUACGAGUCACAAGAUGACUUCGCCAACACUGUGGAUUGGUCUUACUUGCGGAGGGAUAGUAACGUCCUAUUUAAUGAUUUUCAAGGUCAAGAGUGCGAUGAUUAUCGGAAUUUUGAUAGUGUCGAUAACCGCAUGGCCACGAGGUACAAACAUCACCUAUUUCCCUAAUACUUCCAUCGGCAACGACCGAUGGGACUACUUCAAGAAAGUUGCUUUUUUCCAGCCCAUCGACAGCACUCUCAACACUUUGGACUGGAAUGUCAGUCAGAACACUUCCCACUUCGUUCUCGCUCUUUUCACUUUUCUUUACGUUGAUAUUAUCGACUGCACGGCUACACUAUACUCGAUGGCUCGCUUCUGUUGUGCUGUAGAUCAUGAGUCUGGCGAUUUUCCACGAUCUACUCUAGCCUACUGUACAGAUGCAUUCUGUAUCUCUGUGGGCGCUCUUCUUGGUGUUUCACCUGUUACAGCUUACAUUGAAUCCGGCGCUGGUAUUGCAGAAGGCGGCAAGACAGGCCUGACUGCAAUAGUAGCCGGUCUCUGCUUUCUCGUUUCGAUGUUCUUUGCCCCCAUUUUCGCAUCCAUCCCUCCGUGGGCAACCGGAUGUACGCUUGUCAUCGUUGGAUGCUUGAUGAUGCGACAAGUAACGAGCAUCAAUUGGCGGUACAUUGGAGAUGCAAUUCCCGCUUUCGUUACGCUCAUGUUCAUCCCGUUCAGCUACAGUGCAGCUUACGGGCUGAUUGCUGGCCUCUUGAUCUAUACCGCGCUCAACGGCAUGGCAUACCUCACUCAGCUUAUCUCUGGUGGCCGUAUCGUUCCUGACGAUGCAGAUGCCCGGGAGUACUGGUCUCUUAGACCAGGUGGUCGAGACCCUUGGUUCGUCAGAGCUGGGCAAGAUAUUGCGGAUCGCCUUAAUGGCGAUCAUAAGAACGAUGCGUCAUCGAUCAGAAGCGGCACCUCUUCCUGGCGCCACGAAAGGAUCGGCUCCAAGAGUUCAAACCGGGAGUUGAGCAGUUUGACCAUCAAACCAAAUGAUCCUACAGAUCCCAGGCUUGAGAAGGUUUUGCGAAAGCUCUAAGCUACUUGGCAAGGAUGUUGCCUGUAUACUGUACAGAUUGAUAUCAAUCCAAACAAUAGGUGGCGGGCCACACGUACCCAUCUACGUUCCAUCUUCAAGCAACCGCGCGCCUGUAUUCGGCUCUGGACUGUUGACUAUUGUGCUAACAUGGAUGCCUUAUUUUUUUUAGCUCGGCAUUGACAUAUUCCGUGAGGAUCUAUCCAGCCUAAGCGACCGCCCU